AUGCGCUUCACAGGCUCCAGGGUCGGCCUUCCGUUCGCAAGCAACGCGAUUAUGCUGCUCCUGGCUCGCUGGUGGCUGCAGCCCGCCGGGCCCGCGGCCCCAGGCGCGCCCGCGGCGGCUGCGCAGGCGGCCGCGCUUUUCCCGCCGUUCGAGGCGGGCCCGCUCUCGGCGCCAGGUGAGGCCGCCUUGAUCCCGGCGCCGCUGGCUGACUGCCUGGCGGCCGCCCUGGACGCGAGGGAGGCAGCGCCCGCCUGCCCCUCGCCUUGCCCGCCCUGCCCCUCCAGCGAGGCGGGCAGCGGGCCUCGGCCGUCCCUGGCCUGGGAGGCGGCGUUGUGCGGCCUGCUGCUGCUGGCCUCCGAGCUCCUGCGCUGGGGGCUCUCGCCCGCAUCCCUUGCCGAGGCCGCGCCAGCGCAUUUGCGGGCUGGGCCGCUUCGCAUGAUCUCGGUGGGCGAUGCGAUUUGGGUGGAGUACGACGAGCCGGGGCCUCGCCUGGCGCACAAGCGCAUGGUGGUUGCGCUCUCGUCUCGCGGGCUGGAGCACUACGCUGUCUUCGCGCCCGACUUUGACGUGUACGUCGAGGAGUGCGAUGCAGGGAACGCGGACAUCC
Prorocentrum cordatum is the source of this 607-nucleotide messenger RNA. The record is from the annotation of a GenBank genome assembly. Lineage: Eukaryota; Dinophyceae; Prorocentrales; Prorocentraceae.